Messenger RNA from Neopelma chrysocephalum (saffron-crested tyrant-manakin), 1850 nucleotides. RefSeq lists its product as uncharacterized. The record is from RefSeq and is a predicted model, not a curated record. Bases 10 to 630 code for a protein of 206 amino acids. Lineage: Eukaryota; Metazoa; Chordata; Aves; Passeriformes; Pipridae. The transcript has 5 exons.
GGGGUCGGGAUGGCGCAGCCCGGGGAGGCCUCGGGCAACACGGCGGCCGCCAGCGCGGGCAUGGACAGCAACGUCCUGGCCAUCGUCAUCGCCGCCACGGUGUCCACCUCCGUCUUCAUCGUGGCGAUCCUCAUCCUGUUGCUGCUCCUGUACCACCGGGACCCCAUGUGCUGCCAGUUCCUCUGCUCGUGCCGCUUGUUCCAGACCCCCAGCCAGUAUGACCGCCCCCCGCCCUACUUCAGCAGCAGCCAGCGGCUGGUGGGACCCCAGCGUGGAGCCUCCCGGCUGGAGAGCGCUGCCGAGAACCCCGGCAUGCAGGGAGAUGAGCUCUUCUGUGUUGGACCCCCCAGCACCUACCGGCUUCCUUCCUGGGAGCAGCCCCGCCUGCCAAGCUACGAGAGCGUGCGGAAGAAAGAUCGCCAGCGGGAAAUCCAUCAGAUGAUCGCCGAGAGGUUUGGGCUGUGGGCAGAGCCAUCCCAGGAGAUGCCACCUCCCUAUGAGCACGCUCUGAGGCAUCCUCCAGCUCUCUCAGGAUCAGGAAUAAGCUCAGAGACCUUGGACAGAUGUGGAGUUCCAGACCCUUUCCAUGCCCCUCUCAGCUACCAAACUCAGCGAAACACAGCGGUGUAAGGCCUCGGCCUCAGCUGCUGCUGCUUCCUGUGCUGUCAGCGACAGAAGUGCCUGGGACACUGUUCCCCUCCGCAGGGAAUGGCCAAACCUUCACCCAGAUCCACAAUCAGUAGAGACCCAGCCAGCACUGCCAUCCCUCCUGCAGCACAAGGACAACCAUGGAGCCAGCAGAGCAACCAGGGACAUCUGCUUGCUCUUCUCUGGCAAACACUGUUACCAAAGGAGAUGGACCAGCUGCUGGAGCUGCACAGGGCAAAGCCAAGGGGAAGGUCUGCUCGGCCACAGCUCCUCAGGAGCAGCACAUUGUACCUCAGUGAGGCAGCACUGCCGGCUGCACCAAGGAUCAGACCUCAGACACUCCUGGUGUCAUGCUACUUCACUCAUUUCGUAGGUUACCAGGUGUUUUACUGUAUCCCUGUACUGGCUGCCAGGUGGGGAUCCCCACUGUGAGUGGAUCUGCACUGGAGCAUCGCUGUGUGCUCUGGAGCAAUGGGCCUGAGACCAACAGCAGGUCUGUACAGACCUCAGACACAGAUUUGGAGAGGCUCUGGGGAUUGUGUUACCUGCUGUGUGCAAACACCGACCACUGAGAUGAACCAUGGGACUGGAUUUGCAGUCGGGGGAAGGACAGACGUGUGGACACAAGAGCUGGUGGUCUCCAUGAAGAAUGUGAAGCACAGGUGGACACGUGUGGCUGACCCAGUUCACCUGGUCUUCUGCAGAGCAGAAGAACUGUCUAAUAAUGUCAACACCGGUGUCCUUACACCACCAAUUUUGAUAACCUGUUUUCUACUGCAGAGUCAAUGUUUCAAAUUGUUUAUCAACCUGUAGAUAAAAUGAGAUCAGUUUGGCCACAAGUCAUUUGGGCUCCUUCAUUUCGAGCAAUAUAAGCUCAAAAAUAUCAUGUAAUGACUCAAAGAUAAAAGGAUAAGUCUCCUGGAUUAUGGCUUUAUGACACACCUCCAGCUGCUGAGCUUCAAAUGCCAGCCCAGACUUCGGUAUCUUACCAGGCCCCAGAACUUAGUCAUGAGUUAAGAGUUAUGCCUGUGAACUUGCCUCACAUGGCGAGUGAAUGGAACAUUCAGGUAUUUGAGUUAAUCAUUGAGGUGAGUUAGACAGAGGGAAAAAUCCAGCUUCCUGGAACACAGCGUUAGAUGCACGUGGAAAAGGAUCUGUUCUGCAGUAUUGUGAAUUAAGGUACAAAUAGAACAGUAAUGACU